Molecule: messenger RNA, 1784 nt
Organism: Lates calcarifer (barramundi perch)
Lineage: Eukaryota; Metazoa; Chordata; Actinopteri; Centropomidae
Gene: nus1
Product: NUS1 dehydrodolichyl diphosphate synthase subunit
Exons: 5
Coding region: 165-1043 (292 amino acids)
Cellular component (GO): endoplasmic reticulum membrane; dehydrodolichyl diphosphate synthase complex
Molecular function (GO): ditrans,polycis-polyprenyl diphosphate synthase [(2E,6E)-farnesyl diphosphate specific] activity
Source: RefSeq, a predicted model, not a curated record
UCAUAGGUCAGAGGUUGCCAAGGAGAGAGGAAGAUGGCUGCCGGUUGGGUGAGCUGUUGGCUGCACUGAAACAGAUUUCGCAGGCAGAUAGUACUUCAGAGUGAAGCGCCUGUCCUGCACAUUUGACCGCUGCCCUUUAAGACAACGAAGGAAUAAGGACGCCAAUGGCCCGGCUUUACGGCUUGUUAUGGCGGCUCCUGCUGAUUCUAGUCCACGUCAACAGAGUGUUCAUCUCCUGGCUUCGUGUCCGGCUUCGGAGCUGGAAGGACCGGCUGUGGGAGCGGGCGAUGGCCGCGCUGCUGCUACCGGUAGCCCUUGCUGGGUUCCCGGGCUCGGAUCAGAAGAGGUUAAAUCACAACCCCGAUGCUAACGCUAACCCGUUAACUGGAAACCGCACUUCUAGUCGCCGGUCACGGUGGCUGUCCGACGGCAGGUCUCUGGAGAAGCUGCCGGUACACAUCGGCCUGUUGGUAACGGAAGAAGAGCCCAGCUACACGGACAUAGCAAACUUGGUGGUCUGGUGUAUGGCUGUCGGUAUAUCUUAUGUCAGCGUUUAUGACAAUCACGGUAUUUUUCGAAAGAACAACUCCCGUCUGCUGGAGGAGAUAGUAAGGCAGCAGCAGGAUUUGCUGGGUAUAGAUGGAUCCAAAUACAGUGUGGAGUUCCUGAGCAAUGACAUUGACAAACACCAGCACCACGUGGUGUCAUGCAGACCUACAGUGAAGGUGUUGUCUCCAGAGGAUGGGAAGCAGAGCAUUGUCCAGGCAGCACAGCAGCUCUGUCGCUCUGUGGAGAACAAAGAGAGGAGCUCCAAAGACAUCAGUGUCACCAUGCUGGACAUACUGCUCAGAGAGUCAAAGAAUAUUCCAGACCCUGAGCUGGUGGUGAAGUUUGGUCCUGUGGACAGCACGCUAGGCUUCCUCCCAUGGCACAUCAGACUCACUGAAUUCAUCUCCCUGCCUUCCCACAGAAACGUGUCCUAUGAGGACUUGUUGGGCGCCUUGCAACGGUACAGCGCCUGCCAGCAGCGGCUCGGCCAAUGAUGUUCAGGCCAGCUUCAGGUAAUUCAGACAGGAGGAAUUGUGAGGUUCACACAGUCAAGGGGAGAGUCUGGACAGGUGGUGACACCCCCCUCCCUCCCUCGCUGUGUCACUCACUACUCCUCUCCUCAACUCUGUCCAUCUCCUGGAUCUCUAACAGACUAACAGCUCAAAGAUGAGGAAACCAGGAGAGCCAGCCCAUUUCCUGCCACCAGCUCUUGUCUUAUAAUGAACUCACAUUCCACAGAACUUGUGGAACAUGCUCUACAAGCCAAGAGAAAAUAGCACAUCAGAGGCGCACACUGGCAUGAGAAGACUGUCUACACAGACUGUGUUCCACAAACCCUGUUCUGUCCUCUCAAAGCCACUGGCUCACUGUCUGUCAUUCAGUCUCCAGCUGCUGUUUACUGCUGAAGAAGAAAAUGACUGGCCUUCACUUAGUAGACAACAAAGAAGAAACAAGGCUUUGUGCCCGUCCUCAUGAGGCAUCCUGGGAAAUACAGCUGCAUUUUAGGGACAAGUUCAACUACCAACACCACAUGAGCUGAGCAGCAGAAGUUGAGCUUAGGGACAGAGUGGUCAAUAAUGUGUAAAUAUGAGAAUUUCACGUGGCUCUGUAUUUGUCCCUGUGCCCUUCAGCUUGCAGUUGUGUGUUCAUGUGUAGUGUUGCUUCAGACACGUCCAGAGGUUUGCUAAAGGUUCCUGUUAGACUGACCAAGCUCUAAAAUAAAGAAAAGCACUGUC